AUGAAUCCCUACGCGAACUGGCCUAAAGAUCCCUACGCAGACUCGUCUGUGGAACGACCACGGAACCGGAAACGGAAUCCUCUUGACCCACGUGAACCGUACAAAAGGACCUUUACACAAGCGCCCGUCACCAGACCGUUCCCGCCGACCGGGUCCCUAUACUACAGAUGGGGGGUCUUCAAUGGGCGCUUGAUGACCCCUAAGGAGCAGCGCUUCGAGCACUUCAUCAACGAUAUGCAAGCGAGACACGACGAAAUUAGCGAACUAAGAGAAUGGAGAAGGCUGAAAGAUAUCGAAGAGGAAGCUGUGUUGUUGUACCACGAACUCGGCAACGUAGUAGAAUACACCAGGCAGAUGAGCACUCGUGAUCAGAUGGACACGGAAUACCAAUGCCAGAGGAAAAGACAGAAGGCUGAAGAUCUUAACCCUUGGGCAACGGCACUGAAACAUGGACAGGAAAGACUCAGAGCAGAGGCAGAAGAGAGAGCAAGGGACCAGGAAAGGAUUAGAAGCAGUUUCAAAGCUCGUAUUCAGGCAAGUAGCUAUCCAGCGGCCAAUACAAAGAUCGCCACUAAUGCUGCAGGACCACAGCAAGCAAGCCAGCAAUCUGGGCUCACACCGCCAAAGCCAGAGAAAUGUGGCAAUACCAGCCAAGCCGUCCCUUCUACUGAAGCAGGCUCGUCAAGGCAGCAAGAGCAGAAGACACAGCUCAGCGCAGAAGAAGUUCGCCGUCAAUUCCAGGACGAAUUUCGAUUUCAGCUAGCAACUACAACGACACGACUAACGACGACAUCAAGUGUACGAUCAGUAUCACUCGAGACUGCUACUUCCGCACGAGGAACUCGUGCCAAGGAGCUCGAUGUAGCGAUGCCCACGGCAAGACAAGACUCUGUGAAAGCAGAACUUCCAGGAUACCAACCACCAAUGGGCAUAAUUCAAGUUACGCAUUUACCCAAGGGGAGCGUACUCGUAUCAAAGAGACCCGGUCUUCCCGAACUGCAUCUAGGGUGUCCAUCCGUGGCAGAGCAGAGUCCAACACUCAGCAUCGGCCAACCGUCUGACACUUCGCAAGAACACCCAAUCACAGGAUCAAUCGAGCAUCGCUCAACCAGCCCAUCCUCGCGACAGACCAGGAGCGAGGGAUCUACACCGCCCUCAUCAGUCCCCUCAUCACCGCCGAAAUCACCAAAGGAAGAAGUAGACAACAGCAGCGCUCUCCUAGAGCUCGAGUGGAAUGCCCAUGGCACGGUAAAGUCGACCAGUCGAUGGGAGAAAUUGAAGCCCUCCACGAGGAACAACCCGUUCCUGAACUCCCUCAUUCGCGAACAUAUUGAUCGUCAGAGGAUGAACAGCUGGGCUUUGAUGGAAGAAAGGAGCAAAAAUGAGCGCAGUCAGGGCACACCCAGCAGCAGGAGUGAAGGUAACAUUUGGGGUCCGGCGGGGUUGUCGGGAAGGUUUCUUGGUAACGGUGCGAUGGGACGUUGA
Letharia lupina is the source of this 1485-nucleotide messenger RNA. RefSeq lists its product as uncharacterized. Bases 1 to 1485 code for a protein of 494 amino acids. The transcript is spliced from 3 exons. Lineage: Eukaryota; Fungi; Ascomycota; Lecanoromycetes; Lecanorales; Parmeliaceae. The record is from RefSeq and is a predicted model, not a curated record.